AUGGGUGUAUGCGAUGCAGGCAGCGACGUGUCAAGCCUGUUGGACAACCCUCCCCCGGCUAUCCUGCAAAGGGAGCAGCGGGAGCAGCGGGAGCAGCGGGAACGGGAAUGCUCGGUGACGACCAGCUCAGCGAGCCCCGAGGGCUUAAAGUCCAGCUUCUCGGCGGCGAUGGAUCAUAGACGCUCACUGCCUGACUUGCCCGACUUCAACUCCGUCGUCGGCUCUCCUUUCCAGAGUCUGAGCCCUCCGGAUCCAUCGGCGAUACAGACGCCGACAGCAACGGUGACGUUCUGCCCCGACCCCGAGAGGCACAAGACAACGACGCCGCCCCCCGUGGAUGAGGACCCCUUUCCGUACUUCGACAAGUUCAUGCUCCCAAUUGGCGGUGAGCGCGAGGCUGCGUGGAUCCAGGACCUCGAGUUGAUGCACCAUUACAGUGUCGCCACCUCGCUGACCCUCCCGAGAGCACAGGACGAACUGCACGUUUGGCAGGUACAAGUCCCAAAGCUCGCGUACAGAUACCCGUUCCUGGUCCACCAGAUCCUCGCGGUGGCCGCUUUCCACCAGGCCUAUCUUCACCCGGGACAGAGGAGCGACCAUUCUCUGCACGCGUCGCAGCACCAGAACCGGUCCAUCGAGGGGAUGCGCGGCCAUCUCGCGAACAUCACCUCUGAGAACUGCCACGCCUUGUUCAUGGCGUCUUCGCUGCUCCUCGUAGGCGCCUUUGCGUCGUUUGCUAACAUCCGGCCCAACGACUCGCCACUGAUCGAGGGUCAGAGGCCGCCGACGAUCGAGGACAUGGUCGACGUGUUCAUCCUCGACAGGGGCGUGGCCAGCGUGCUGCAGUCCUCGGAGGAGUGCAUACAGGCCGGCUACUUCAAGGACCUGUUCCACUUCCAGACGCACGACAAGCAAAACGCGUUCAUGCCCCGGCUGGCGGAGGAGCUGCGCAGCCUGUCGGCGGCGAUCAAGGGGGAGCCGGACAUCGACAACCUGGUGGUGAUCCUGGUGGACCUCGAGAUCAGGAAGCUCAUCGACGCCAUCGAGAAGGCGGUCAUCACGACCGACGACGCCGAGAUGCGCGUCACCACGUACUGGCCCAUCACCAUCGCCGAGGACUACAUCCAGCUGGUCCGGCAGCGCAACGAGGUCGCGCUGCUGGUCCUCAUGUACUACUGCUGCAUCAUGUACAGGGCCGAGGGCAAGACGUGGUUCGUCAAGGGCUGGGGCAUCAGCGUCGCGACAGACAUUGAGAGGCUCAUCUCCCGGCGGUGGAGGGAGGCCAUCAAGUGGCCGCUCGAGCAGAUGGGCCAGUACCGGUCGUUCGCAUGA
This is a messenger RNA of Diaporthe citri, 1332 nucleotides long. RefSeq lists its product as uncharacterized. Gene Ontology annotation, biological process: regulation of transcription by RNA polymerase II. Gene Ontology annotation, molecular function: DNA-binding transcription activator activity, RNA polymerase II-specific. The transcript is spliced from 3 exons. Bases 1 to 1332 code for a protein of 443 amino acids. The record is from RefSeq and is a predicted model, not a curated record. NCBI's taxonomy places the organism in Eukaryota, Fungi, Ascomycota, Sordariomycetes, Diaporthales, Diaporthaceae.